Lethenteron reissneri (Far Eastern brook lamprey) is the source of this 2711-nucleotide messenger RNA. Its product is annotated as nuclear receptor subfamily 1 group D member 2-like. Gene Ontology annotation, molecular function: nuclear receptor activity; zinc ion binding; RNA polymerase II cis-regulatory region sequence-specific DNA binding. Lineage: Eukaryota; Metazoa; Chordata; Hyperoartia; Petromyzontiformes; Petromyzontidae. Gene Ontology annotation, biological process: positive regulation of transcription by RNA polymerase II; negative regulation of transcription by RNA polymerase II; hormone-mediated signaling pathway. The record is from RefSeq and is a predicted model, not a curated record.
AUGGCUCAGCCUGACCCAAUCCUCUCCCACCUCUCCCCUACUCCCCCAAGCUACGGGCGCUCCUAUAGCAAGCAGCAGCGCCUGGGAGUAGACGAAGUUACUCCGGAGUUAUUUUUCUCCGUGACUUUAAAACAAACAAAAACAUUUUAUUUUUUUAGUUUACACCACGCUCCGCUUGCCCGACCCACUCGACGGCGCCGAGAGGACCUCAAGAAGCAUGGACACGAAUCACCCAGGAGCAGGAGGAGGAGGAGGGGGAGGGGUCAUCUCGUACGCGGGCUCCAUGGGCUCCAGCCCCAGCCCCAUGUCGUGCCACAGCGACAGCAGCGAGAGCGGCUUCGGCUCCGGCUCCCAGUCGCCGCUCUCGUCCUCCCUUCUCCGCGUCCCCUCCGCCCGUCAGCGGAAUCCCUCCGGGAUUCCGCCCCGGGAUCGCCGGGCCGCGGCGACGCGGAGGGGUCGUGUGGCGCCGUUCGCGGCUCGAUCUACGCGACCUCGCUGCCCGCGAGACAGGACACGGUGCUGCAGGACCACCUGUACUGCCCGCCGGCCGGCGCGUCGCCCGGCUCCAUCGGCAUCAGCCUCGGCGGCGGCGGCGGCGGCGCCGUCGUCACGCACUCGCCUACCUCGUCGUUGGUGCUAGGCCCCGCGCACCGCGGCGCCCGGGGCAGCGCCGGCGCCGGCAAGCUCAAGUCCGGCUCCAUCGGGAGCAUUGCCACAAUCAACGGCGUUGUGCUGCUAUGCAAAGUGUGCGGAGACGCCGCGUCCGGGUUCCACUACGGCGUACACGCCUGCGAGGGCUGCAAGGGCUUCUUCCGGCGCAGCAUCCAGCAAAACAUCAAGUACAAGCCGUGCCUCAAGAACGAGACCUGCCCCAUCGUGCGGGCAAAUCGCAACCGCUGCCAGCACUGCCGCUUCAAGAAGUGCCUGUCCGUCGGCAUGUCCAAAGACGCCGUGCGAUUCGGACGCAUCCCAAAGCGCGAGAAGCUGCGCCUGAUGGAAGAAGUCCAGAACGCCCUCAACUCCGCCUCCUCGUCCGUCAUGGUCAGCCAGGUGAUAGCUCGGCCAGCGGACGGCGGCCAGCAGCAGCAACAGCAGCAGCAGCAGCAGCUGCUGACGGUCGACAACAUGGAGUGGAGCAGCGUGGGGCAGGCGGAGGCGGAGGCCAGCAGGGCGCGCAAGCUGCCCGAGUCGAUGCAGGCGAGCCCGGACGGCGGGCGGCCCCGCAUCCAGCCCGGGAGCCCCCUCAAGAUUAAAGAGGAAGAAGCGGCUCAGAGGGUCGGCGCCGCACACUCCGACAUCUUCCAGCAGCGCCGCCCCGAGGUUCCUUUGGAGCAAUCGAACGGCGGCGGAGGCAUCGGCGGCGACCCCAAGCGGGUUCAGAACUUUGCUUCGGCCCCGGGCGGGAGCCUGCCGGCAGACGCCAUGCAAGGCCCCGCUUUCGCCGGGCUCUCGGACGGCGCGGCCACGCACGCCGUCUUGGGCGCGAGGCAGGAGGCCGAGAUGGCACGCGCCGCGUGGAGCGCGCGGGACAACAACAACGGCGGCCAGUGCUACGGCCUGCCGGACGGUGGCCGGGGAGAGAGGGCCGCCGCGCAAGCCGGCCUCUUCCGCCAGCGGUGCGACUCACCGGCGGGCGUCAACGUCAACCGCGCCGGCUUCGUCGACGGCGGGCACGAGAGGGCGCGCUACGCGAGCGUGUGCUCUGCGGGCGCCCACGGCGGCGCGUACUCGGGCGAGGACAACGCCGGGCGCUUCCACGCGGCGCAGCCUCGGGCGAUCUCCGGCCAGCACGGCCAGUACGGCCGGCACGACUACGGCUACGGCCAAGUCUCGGCCUGCCCCAUGGGCCAGGGGCACGUGCAGGCGCCGCAGAUGUCCGGCGGCAUGCGGCAUUGGCCCGAGGAGCGAGAGGAGACGACGUCGUCCUCGGGAGCGCAAAGCUGCCCCUGGAGUGGACCGCAGAGCAGAAAGCUGGCGUGCCCCCUGAACAGCGGCCCGUUUGGCCGUCCCAACGCCACCGGGGGAGAGGUGUGGGAGGACUUUUCUCGUUGCUUCACGCCGGCCGUCAAAGAGGUGGUGGAGUUCGCUCGGAGCAUCCCCGGCUUCCUGAGCCUCUCGCAGCAGGACCAGGUCGCCCUGCUCAAGGCCGGCACCUUCGAGGUGCUCGUGGUGCGCUUCUCCUCGCUGUUCGACGCGCGCGACAGGACCGUGCAGUUUGCGGGCGGGCGCGUCUAUCGCCUGGAGGAGCUGCGAGCCCUCGGCAUGGGCGAGCUCCUGCACGCCAUGUUCGACUUUGCCGAGAAGCUGGUCUCCCUGCGGCUCACCACCGAGGAGAUGGGCCUCUUCAGUGCAGUCGUGCUCGUCUCCGCCGAUCGCUCCGGCAUCGAGGAUGUGGGGAUGGUCGAGCGCCUACAGGAGGCCCUCAUCUCAGACCUGAGGGACCUGGUCUCCAGGAACCACCAGGACGGCGCGACGCUCUACACCAGGCUCCUCUUGCGGCUGCCCGACCUGCGCACACUCAACAACCUCCACUCGGAGAAGCUGCUCGCCUUCCGCAUAGACGCGUGAGAGCGAGCGCUUUCGACGGCGGGCCGGUGCGCAGAAAGAUUAACAGAGUGCGUGAAGGCGACUUUAUUUAUUGGACGUUUUCGCCGCUGUUCAGUCGUCAGUACGAUGAGCACUUUACUAAAACGAAACGACAACAACAAAAA